Messenger RNA from Fonsecaea nubica, 3711 nucleotides. RefSeq lists its product as hypothetical. The transcript has a single exon. The record is from RefSeq and is a predicted model, not a curated record. Gene Ontology annotation, biological process: ubiquitin-dependent protein catabolic process; protein polyubiquitination. NCBI's taxonomy places the organism in Eukaryota, Fungi, Ascomycota, Eurotiomycetes, Chaetothyriales, Herpotrichiellaceae. The coding region runs from base 1 to 3711 and encodes 1236 amino acids. Gene Ontology annotation, molecular function: protein binding; ubiquitin protein ligase activity.
AUGCACCAGUCCUUCACAGGUAGUGGCCGAAAACCUCGCCAGGUCAACCUCUCCGGUCGUACCCACACAAAUCCAUGGGCAUCCCUCCCUAAACCUGGGCAUUCCACUGCUCCUGCCGCAAGCAAUACAGUUGCCCAAGCUCAGGCAGAGCGGGCGAAGAGACAGCAAGAGAGAGAAAGAUACAAUGCCACAAAGACUCUACAGAGGCUAUGGCGCGGUCACGCGAGUCGACGAAAACAGAAAUCGCAAUGGAGACAAGAGUGGGAUAAGAACGAACAACAGAGACUGGGCGAGUCAAGUCGAGUGGACUACCAAAGUCUUGUGAACGCAGGCGCGACAAUCCCGGCCUAUGAUAACUCGCUACAGAUCCUCCUCCAGUUGCGGCUGCUGCUCAGAUUCCAAGAGUUCAGACGGGGCAGGCCAAGGGAUGACAUGGAUCUACUGAGACUGCUCUACUUCGGCGAGGCCCUUGAUCACACCUUGGGCUCGUUACGAGUCGAGUUGAAUGACAGCUGGAGGUCCAACCUCUCUCGACUGGGACUGGUUGAGGUUUGCCACCUCAAGAGUAUCAUCAGCGACCACACACAGCAUGACAGAAUAUCCUACGGACCGAGGUUACUAAGAAUGAUCGCCAUGUUGGCUGAGUAUAUUCCAGAUGAAAUAGCCAGGGAUUCGAUCAUCUACUUUGAAGUGAUUGACUUAGCAUUACGCAGACAAGAGGAGGAGAGGUGGCGACGAUGCUCGGUUGAUGCAGUAGCUGCUCUUCUGAAAUCUUCUUCCACUCAAAAACGAAUGGCAUACGCUGCUUUCGCAGCCAAAUUCCUGACUAAAGAUUCAUUUUCAGGAAGCAACGACACUCUGAAAGAGCUUUCCUUUUCCCUAAGUCUGCGAGAGUUGACUCAGGCGAUUACGGAGGAGCUUGAGAACAUGGACAGGACUGGGAAACAUACAUUGACUCCUACCCAGUUAUUGUGGCAACUAGCUCAUCUCAUAUGUAUUCACGACAUUCUACAUGAAGGUUACGCUGGUCAGAGUACGUAUCUCGAAGCAGUCUCGGCCCUCUUGGGGGAGUGCGCAAACGAGGUUGCCGAGAGGAUCGAAUUGACCGAUCAGCCCAUGCUCAACAGUGGUAACAGGAGUGCUCCCGAACCCUUGCCGGCUUUUGUGAAGGACAUGAUCACAAAACUCCCGGAGCAAGAUAACCUCCGUGCCAUUCUGAAAGAAAUGGGGUCAUCAACAGCCUCAACAACAACUACGGCUGGUGCAGACUUUCAAUCUGCGAAGCGACUGGCGAAUUUUGCGGUUGCUUUGCUGAGGGCUUUCCCCACCAGGGCGCAGGACAUUCGAAUGUCUUUAUAUCAAAGCUCUGUCAGUUCAGUCGAGAACGCAGAUGUGUCCACUAUCCAAUAUUUCUGGAAUGUGGCACGCACGACCAGUGUCUUUGACAAGAUCUCCCAAGACUAUCGCGUUGUGCUAUCAGUCUUGAGAGAGGCGGCUCCAAGGACCAAUCAAAUCGGACAAGGACAGUUAUCCAGAAAUGAAAUUUCCCUAUGGCGUGAUGAGUGGCGGAUCAUCUUGCUCUUCCUCGAGCUGUAUACGUUUGUCCUCAAAUUCAUGGACGAUGACGAUUUCUUCUCCUACGAGAAAUUGCACGCAUUUGGAGCCGCAACAGCUUCACACACAAGCUUGUUGUCGAGAAAAGGAUCCCUCCCCUUGGAGGAAGUGGCGCUGAUGACCAUAUUCUUAAAGAAUCUGGCUUUUACCCUGUACUGGAAUGCAGCAGACUUGGUCGAGAGCAACGAUCAGGAAGAUGAACUAGCCAUAUCUGAACUUUUUGCCAGCCCGGGCCGUGCGUCUGUCAAGAAUACCGAAAAGAAGCAACAGACUUUGACUGGCAAUGGUGUCUCGCAAGGCUACCUCAAGGGGUUAGUCACGGGCUUGCUACGCAUGCUACAUGAGAGAGACUCUAGACGGUCAUUCGUACCCGCCGAACACUGGUUAAUGACCAAUCAGGUCAGCAUGGCUGGGUUCAUUCCCGCUGUCGUUGCAGAGGAAGAAAAGAGGCACGAACUGGGCGGUGAAGAUGACACUGAGGACGAGGAGGACGAUUUUGACAGUGACACCGAACUGGAUAUGUCCAUGGGCUCGUUGGCGGGCGAGUCGCUCAUGCGCUCCAUGUUUGGUAUCCGACCUGCACACAUUCCAAGAAACCGAGUGUCGAGACAACACGAACAGGCAGAAAAACAGCGGAUGCAGGCCAGGAAGAAGCGACAGUUGGAGGCAUUGGCACCACGCCUUGAAAUCCUUCGCAAUCUCCCGUUCUUCAUCCCAUUCGAAACCAGAGUUCAGAUCUUCCGCGAAUUUGUCCAUCGAGACCAGCUUCGCCGACGGAACGGCGUCACUGACCCGGAUACCUGGCGUAUGGUCGUAAGUGCCACUCAAGGUCGAACUGUUGACGGCCGGCCGGUUGGUAUUGACAUCCUCUCCAAACACCAUGCCCAAAUUCGUCGGGACAAGGUCUUUACAGAUGCGUACGAGGCUUUCUAUGGUCUUGGGGAAGGGCUCAAAGAACCCAUCCAGAUCACCUUUAUUGACCAAUUUGGAACUCCAGAAGCUGGUAUUGAUGGGGGUGGCGUGACCAAAGAAUUUCUCAUAAGCGUGACCAACGAGGCGUUUGAUCCCGACGCCAAUCUGCCGAUGUUCAAGGAGAACGCGCAGAGGUACCUGUACCCGAAUCCUACGAUCUACCAGGAAACGGCCGAGUACCUCAGAGUCGCCGGGGUCCGAUGGGGUACCCAGGGGAUGGCGUUCCCGAUGGCUGAAUUUCUCCGCCGAUACCAGUUCCUGGGUCGCAUUGUUGGGAAGUGCCUGUACGAAGGUAUCCUGAUCGACGUCACCUUUGCUGGCUUCUUCUUACUGAAGUGGGCACUGACUGGCGGGACCACGGUCGGAUCAAACGAGUCCGCCUAUCGAGCAACGAUCAACGACCUUCGGGAAUACGACGAGGAGUUGUACCAGGGCCUCCUGAAGCUGAAGAACUAUACAGGGGAUGUUGAGACAGACUUUUCGCUUGACUUCACGGUCACUGACACGAUUACGAUUGAAGAUGACGAUGGCAAAAAGGUGCACAAGACAUUCGUGACUGAACUGCUUCCGAAUGGCGCGAAUACUCCUGUCACUAACGCCAACCGAUUGCUCUACAUCGACCGAAUUGUGAGAUAUCGACUACAGCAGCAACCCAAGGCAGUGACGGAUGCAUUCCUCCGAGGCCUCGGUCAGAUCAUUCAACCCAUGUGGCUCGCCAUGUUCAAUCAAAAGGAAUUGCAGAAGCUCGUUGGUGGGGACAACAAGGAACUCGACAUUGCUGAUCUCCGGCGCAACACCCAAUAUGGGGGAGUCUACGCUAUCGGGGAUGACGGCCUGGAGCAUCCCACGAUCCAACUGUUCUGGAAAGCCCUCCAGGAGAUGUCAGACGAAGACAGACGGAAAGUGCUCAAGUUCGUCACCAGCACUCCUCGAGCACCGCUACUAGGAUUUAGUCAUUUGAACCCGAAAUUCAGUAUCCGUGAUUCUAGCGGUGACCAGGAUCGACUCCCGAGCACUUCGACCUGUGUGAACCUGCUCAAGUUACCUCGAUACGAAGAUCUCAAGACGAUGAAAGAGAAGAUUCUAUACGCCGUCAAUUCGGGUGCUGGAUUUGAUUUGUCAUGA